Molecule: messenger RNA, 3841 nt
Organism: Apodemus sylvaticus (European woodmouse)
Lineage: Eukaryota; Metazoa; Chordata; Mammalia; Rodentia; Muridae
Gene: Tmem170a
Product: transmembrane protein 170A
Exons: 3
Coding region: 93-527 (144 amino acids)
Biological process (GO): endoplasmic reticulum tubular network organization
Cellular component (GO): endoplasmic reticulum membrane
Source: RefSeq, a predicted model, not a curated record
GAGUGGGUGGGAGAAGAGGGCCGGCCAAAGGUGACGCCGUGGCUGUGGAGGUGCGGUGCUCCACGGCGCUCUGGGCUGUGGAUGGCGGCGGGAUGGAGCGCGAGGGGAGCGGCGGUGGCAGCGCCUCAGCCGGGCUCCUGCAGCAGAUCCUCAGCCUGAAGCUCGUGCCGCGGGUGGGCAACGGGACCCUGUGCCCCAACUCCACUUCGCUCUGCUCCUUCCCAGAGAUGUGGUAUGGUGUGUUCCUGUGGGCACUGAUGUCUUCUGUGUUCUUUCAUGUCCCUGCUGGCCUGCUGGCCCUCUUCACCCUCAGACAUCACAAAUAUGGUAGGUUGGUGUCGGUCAGCAUCCUGUUCAUGGGCGUCGUGGGACCAAUCACUGCUGGAAUCUUGACAAGCGCAGCAAUUGCUGGGGUGUACCGGGCCGCGGGGAAGGAGAUGAUCCCCUUCGAAGCCCUCACGCUGGGCACCGGGCAGACGUUCUGUGUAGUGGUCGUCUCCUUUUUACGGGUUUUAGCUACUCUAUAGCAUACGCCCUUUCACUGUGAUAUGCCAUCCCUGAGUUUUAUAGACUCCUCAAAAGGAAUGGACGGUGUCAUGGUUUCUUCAUUCCUCAAAUGGAAGCAACUAGAAGGUGUGAGAGUGUGAAGAUCGCCACAGACCUUUCUUCUAGUCAAAGCUCCAGAAACUGAAGACCCUUGUGGACACCAGUCAUUCCCAGCCAAAGCAAGCUCCUUGGCGUCUCUUCUCUUGUGGCAACUUAAGAAGUUUUACACGCACACACCGUCACCUAAGCCAUCAAUGCCUCGGAGUCUGCGUCCUUCCUGUGCAAAAAUGUAUCGUUGCUGUUUCCUAGCAACAGUGGAGCAUGCUGCUUGAUUUCAAGGGGCUAGGCUGCUCUGUACUGAAAGCUUAGGUCCUGGCAGGAAAGCCAAGCUGGCUUGGGCUAAGCCAACAGACUGGUGGAAUGUCCCAGGAAGAAGUGAAGUAGAGUUCAAAGCAACAGCUUUGGUUCCACUGUCAAAAGUAGGUGACCGCUGAGAAUGUGACGUGUUAUGGAUAACUAUCUUGACCUCUGAUUAUUUAAUAUGUUUCAAGAGAUGUGAAUUUUAUCAUUUGAUCAAAAUAAGCUAGCUAAUUGAGUUUUUUUUUGGUUUUGGGGUUUUUGUUUUUUGUUGUUGUUUUUGUUUUGUUUUAAAGACAUGAGGUCUUGUUUUGUUGCCUAAGCUGGUCCAAACUCCUGGGCUCAAGGCAUCCUCCUGCCUCAGGCUCCUGAAUAGCUGGGACAAUAGGCAUCACUGUCAUGCCUAAUCGAGGUUCCUUUUCCCAAAGAAUGUCCAUGACACCUUGUUAUGUUUAAUACUAUCCAUCUUAAACACACAGACUUUCUUAAAUGGCUUGACUUGACCUUCAAAACCAGGUAGAUUAGGAUAUUCUUUGGACAUUCAGGCACAGAUAAGAUACUUGCAGGAUUCUGUUAGAGUUUUUCUUGGUGGUUUUGUUGAUUGGAUGAGUCUGUGCUUGUGCAGUGUGCUGAAGGGUUAGUGGCUAUUGGUUUUCCUCACACCGUGUUUACCUAGCAGUGGCUCCUCAGCCCGCCCUUGCAGUAUUUGAGUAUCCAUUCCCAGAAAGUGCCUAACACUUCAGACAUAACCCCGUCCAGCCUUCUUAUUUUUCUUCCAGAGAAUUUAUGUCCUUAAAGAGUAGUAGUAGUUUUUAACUUGAUUUUAGCUAUUUUAAUUUUUAACUCUACUGCCUAACUUUGUUUUUCCUUAAAAAGGCCUCUAAACUGUGACCUUCAGAAAGGAAAGGGAGUGUAGAACUUAGGCACCUUUCUUCAAUUCAACGGUUUUGUAGAAACUACAAUAAAAUACAACAGCCAUGUUGUAACCUGUUUUAAAAGUAGCUUCUGGUGAUUAACUGACAUUUUUAAAAGAAAAUUUUCAUUGUGAGAUUAAGACUCACAACCUAUGAGGAAAUAAAUUUAUCUUAAAGCAAUAUGCUCUCAGCUUCUGGUUAACAAGCAGCCAGGAGGUCUGGCAAGAUCUUCAGCAGGUUCUCAGGGUCCGCGUGAUGGAUCCUGAGAACCAUCUCCUGCCCUUGUCUCUGCUCUCCAUGUGCUGUUCACAUGUAUACAUAAAUACAUAAAUGUAAUUAAAAUUUCUCUUUAAAUACCCAAGAGGACCUCUGGCACUUGCACCCACAUGCACAUACUUCCUGUCCCCCAUGUACACGUGAUUUUAAAGUUUGGUAAAAUAGCUGAGCAGAUCAAUUUGCCCAGUAAUGACAUCAGGGGAAACUGUAGGAAUGGCUCCAAAAAUAAUUGGCUCUUUCCUUUUGACCACCGGUUGUCAAAACUGUGGUGGUGAUCAGAUCAGAUUUGGUGGGCAACUAAAAUGCAAAUAAAUGGCUUUUUAUAAUCCCCAGCAAAAAGAGCAACUCUUUCUUCUGACAAAAGAUUUCCAUUUUCAGUCUGAGGGACUUUGAGUUUGGAAACCACCCCUUCAGCUGGAGAAACUGGAAUGUUGUACUGGGCCUUGUGGGAGCUGGUAGCAUCACUGGGAGGAGGCCUUGUGUUACUAAGCAUUCUUUGGGAUGUAAUUUUACACACUAAGCACAUAGGUGAAUAGGUCGUUGACUGUUGCCCUAAAAAAUAACUCGUGAACAUAUUCAUGAUUAGAAUUUUAGGUUGUAUUUACAACCAAGAUACAAAAGUUAGGGUGUUUUUGUUUCCAUAUGUUUCAUCAGCUUUAAAAACAAAAACUUGAAAUGUAUCUUCAAAUUACCAAGUGUUUCAUCUAUCCCAAUGUGUGAAGCAUUUUUUUGUGUGUGUGGGGGGGUGUUUUGUUUUGUUGAGACAGGGUUUCUCUGUGUAAUAACCUUGGUUGUCCUGGACCCACGUUGUGGAUCAGGCUGGCCUGGAAUUCAUACAGAUCCACCUGCCUCUGCCUCCCAAGUGCUGGCUAAACGCAUGUGCCACCAUGCCAGGCUGUGUGAAGUGUUCUUUUGUGCAUAAAUGUACAUAGAGUCUACAGACUGAGCUCUGCGGCUUGAAAUGUUUUUCGGAAGAAACCAUUUGAACGAUAAAGAGUGCGUUCCACUUGGAUCGCUUCUCUUCCUCCUCUUGUCUCAAACUCCAGUUAUCUGCCUUGGUGUGUGUUGAACACAUCACCUUGAGGAAUUUCCUCCCAGUAAGGACUUUCUUGGGCCCUGAUUCCUGAGUCUGUGUCCCCCCUUCUCAUCCUCUUUUAAGUUCUUAGAUAGAGAGGCGACCCCCAACCCAAAGCUGAUUUCUUGACGCUUUAAUGGGAUUCUGGGGUAAACAUUUAAGUUCAUGUGCAAAAGUGUAAUGAUUGUGAGCAGAUGCAUCUCUGGGUUGCACACUUCCAUUGCAGCAAGACUCCACUUGGGAAAUGCUGGGAGCAUCGAGCAGCACUUCGUGCGAGUAAUGGCGUCCUUCCUGUGUCCUUUAGGUUUUUAAAUUGUAUGUUGGCUUUCUAUUCCAAUGUCCUUUGUGACUGCCCUGGUUUCCCUUAAGUUAUUGUGACAGUGCAGGCCAUGCCAACCUUCCCUAAGGAACUCUUUCCUGGAAUGUGAAGCCCCGGUGCCAUUAAUGGUCCACGCGCAGAAGGUUUUGUGAACUUGUAUUUCUUUCUUGUGGACUGUGUAAGGCUGGUUAUGACCAAAGUCAGUUUAACUUUUUAUAUUAGGUUAUUGCACUUAACUGCUAUAGUCAAAAUGAUCAAAUCUUUGUACAUUAGAGAUUUAUUUAAAUAUUAUUUUUCUACUGACAUUUCUAAUGCUAGUAUAAAUGUUUAUUAUCAAUAAAGAAUUACUUUGAA